Cynara cardunculus var. scolymus (artichoke) is the source of this 807-nucleotide messenger RNA. Its product is annotated as protein MIZU-KUSSEI 1-like. The record is from RefSeq and is a predicted model, not a curated record. Bases 1 to 807 code for a protein of 268 amino acids. Gene Ontology annotation, biological process: hydrotropism. The transcript has a single exon. NCBI's taxonomy places the organism in Eukaryota, Viridiplantae, Streptophyta, Magnoliopsida, Asterales, Asteraceae.
AUGGAGUAUGAUGGUCUUCUCACUUCCUCCAGAAACAGCUCCAGCAAAAUAAUCCCAUCAAAUUACAUCACCUCCGCCUCAUUCUUUCUCGAUCCUCCUUCCGCCGCCGACGACCAAUCCCUCGUCGGAAAAGGCUAUCCGAUAACCUUUGGACGUUUCUCGAAAACCCGCUCUGGAAUUUCCACACUUAUCCGGUCGUUUCUCACUGUUAUAUCAAUCCCUGCUAUCCUUCCCACAUGCCGGUGGCUGACCUUGCCGGCCAAUCUCUCACGAACGCCGUCGCUCGGCCGGAAAGUCACUGGCACGUUAUUCGGAAACAGGAGAGGACACGUCAGCUUUGCGGUGCAGUAUGACUCACGAUCCGCUCCUCUAUUGAUCAUUGAGCUGGCGGUGACUACGGCGGCGCUGGUGAAGGAGAUGUCUUCUGGGCUUGUACGGAUCGCGCUUGAGUGCGAGAAACAUCACCGGAAGUCGGGUGGAAACGGCAAACUGUGCAACGAAUCCACAUGGACCAUGUACUGUAAUGGCAGAAAGUGUGGGUACUCGUCGUCACGGUCGUGCUCGGAUUCCGACUGGCACGUGUUGAGCACGGUGCAGAGCGUCUCGGUGGGAGCUGGCGUGAUACCGGUGGUGGAGGACGGUAGAAAGAGCGAGCUGGGUGGUGGGUCGUCGUCUGAGGGGGAGUUGUUGUACAUGAGAGCAAGGUUUGACCGAGUUGUGGGUAGUCGUGACUCGGAAGCAUAUUAUAUGAUGAACCCGGAUGGCACCGGAGGUCCUGAACUCAGUAUCUUCCUACUCAGAAUGUAA